AUUCUCGCAAUAAUGAAGGUUGCAGUAAAUUUAAUAGUUCAAUCUGGGACUCCUAAAAGUCCACGCAUAUCCAUAAUUUUCAACGUUUUCUUAUACGACGUCAAUUAAGGUUUACUCAACGAUACGAUAUCUACAUUUUUGAAAAAGAAUUUAAUGAACGAGUCGUUAAAAUAUAUUCAAGUGUCGCUUCGCCUCUCCCGCCUCACAUUAGCAAGGACCUUUUCAUUUAAAGCACGAACACGAGCUUAUAAAAAACACCGGCAAAACUGGAAUCGCCUCGACGGAAAAGAAGAUACAGCGGCUUAUAAAUAGAGAGUCAAUCCGUAUCAGCGCACAGUCGAUCUCUUGUUUGCGCGAUAGUUACAGCACCGUCGACCGACAUCAUGAGGACUAAGUUUUCGCUAUUUUGCCUGUUUGUGGCGUUGUGCGCGACGUUAGCACACGCAAAAUUAAACGAUUGGAAUUUCCAGGCUGUCAGCGUUCGCAGUCACAUUUUCGAAUCGCUGCGUCCAAAAGGAAAUCCUGAGGUCAUCAAAGAAUGUGGAAGCGUCGUGACGAAACCUUACGGCCAGCUCGAGCAGGUCUACAAACGCGGUCAAGUAGCUGCGGACGCCACCUGCACUUGGAAACUCCGCGCACCGGCGAACCAUCGUAUCAAUAUCAUCUCGGUGGGUUUUGAUCUUUUGGAUGCCCAUACCGAUACACCCAGCGACUACGACUCGGCCAAGACCAGCGGAAUCUUCUUGUACAAUUCCGAGGAGGCCGGAAAAGGCCUCAUGACCAUGUUCUAUACUAGUCCCAAAGAACACGGAUCAUCGAGCUUCGUCAACAGCAUUUCUUCUCAAGAAAACAUGGUUGUGGAGGUCAAGUAUCACGACAACAUAGACUACGACACCCAGAACAUCAAAAUCAAGUACGAAUUCCUUCCAGUUGACAAGAUGCAAGAGCUUCUCAAUAAAUAUCACUAGAUAAUAGUUGUUAAAUUUUGUGAUAUGUAAAAUAAUACUCGUUCGAAUAAAUAAUUGAUUGGAUCGCUA
Molecule: messenger RNA, 1037 nt
Organism: Nasonia vitripennis (jewel wasp)
Lineage: Eukaryota; Metazoa; Arthropoda; Insecta; Hymenoptera; Pteromalidae
Exons: 4
Coding region: 384-968 (194 amino acids)
Source: RefSeq, a predicted model, not a curated record